GUAACGGCUAUGUUGGGGGACCCCUCCUGUAUGCCAAAGGUAGAAGCUUCGAGGACCUGCUGGGAGCGCCAACCGAACCGCAAGACCUGACGUUGGCCGCACUUCAGGCUCAACCCCAAAGUCAGAUUCUGCAGGUGACUACAAAGCCGGUCCUCGCGACUCUGCUCUCGUUGAACGCGGUGGCACCGGCGGACUUGCCGACCAACGAAGUCUUCACCAUUUCCCAAGCAAUCAAUUACCUCUGCCCCUUUGAGCUCAACGGCGCUUUGCCGCCUCCAUUCAAUUUGCCAAAUGGUGCUAUCCAGGUUCCGCCGGUUCCUCCCCCGUUCGAUGGUUUAGCAGGGUUCCCUGUCUGCUCAAACACCAACGAGGAUCAGGUGUGGGCGCUUGACGAGGAGCAUUUGCAAAGGUUGCGGAGGGAAAAUCCGCAGCAGGACUUCACAGGAAGCCUCACCAUUCAGAGGACCAACAUCAAGAGUUAUGUGCUAAAUGGCCGGCUGAUUGCUCCCGAGGGCUACUUGCCCCAGCUUGCUGGCAGGCCAUUGUUCUGGCUCAGCCCAGACCAGUGUGGAGUUCCCUUUUACUUUUGGGAGCAGAACUUGGAUUUCGUGCCCAUCAACGCUUCGACUACUCCACCUCUGGAGAACAUCGUGAUUGGUGGUGGCCUGGUGGAUUCGGUCGCCUGCCUGUCCACGGAAGCGCCAAGAACACACCGCGCACAGGCUGGCUUCAGCAAGAGGACCUACAGUCCCUUGGCAGAGGACACGUCCAUACUCACUUUGCAGAGCGCGGUGGGUCUCGCCGCCAACGACCUCGACCAGGCUAUCAUCGUCGGGAAUGAGGACUUCAUUCAGGAUGUGGCCAACCUAGUUGCUCUUGCUGGCCGAGCUUUUGAUCCUUCUGGGCCAGACAAAUUUCCCGUGUCCAUUCGCCGGCCGUAUUGGCCCGUGGGUUCGAAGAAGAGAGGCAACGUAAAGAAGCGGGACUGGGUGGUCGGUGGAUUUGCGGGUCAGACCAUCAAUGGACUUUCCCGAGCCAUCUUAAGUGGAGCCUCAUGUCUGUUGCAGUUCGACGCGGGCUUCUUCAUUCCUCGCGGCAGUAGCCGCUUCGGCAGGGAUGCGGCUCCUAAUAUUUCAGACUUCCUGGACUGCUCCACGCCCACACCCACCAUCACCAACCAGACAAAGUUCGACAUUUACAGGAAUGAAGGCCCAAUAGUCUCCAGCUCAUCGUUCGGAUUCUCUACAGACACAGAGGGGUUUGCAGCCUUGCCGAACCCGAACAACUUGCCGGAUCAGUACUUUAAUAUUUUCUCGCAAGACCAAUAUGUUCCGCUGCUCUGCGAGUUCGUGAAGAACUAUGAGAACACCGGUAAUGUGUAUGCCAGUGUGGACUUGACCACAGUGGAAAACAAAUAUCUUGGCAUCGAGGCUGGCAAGAAGAUCCAUGUGCUGUUUAUCGGCUUUGACAAGUUCCCCGAUUUUGAAGCAGAGCUUCCCGCCGAUACGCAGGCGGCCAUCAAUAGCGGAAUCUUCAGCAACGGGGA
Messenger RNA from Symbiodinium pilosum, 1546 nucleotides. Lineage: Eukaryota; Dinophyceae; Suessiales; Symbiodiniaceae. The record is from the annotation of a GenBank genome assembly.